AUCGAUAAUGACAGUGGACAAUGGUGGCACGUUGGGUGAUUGGAGUGAUACAGAAUAUUGUCCACAAGGACAUUUUGCUAUAGGAUACGUAAUGAAGAUUGAAAAAAGUCAAGGUGGUGGAGAUGAUUCUGCACUAAACGCCAUUCGUUUACACUGUGCUAAUCCGGAUUGGACUGACGCUAACAACAGUGUGACAAUCAUGGGACAAGAGGGACCAUUCGGAUACUGGAGAGACGUAGCAAUGUGUCUUUAUGGUGAAGUUAUGGUUUCUUAUUCUCUUCAGUUUGAAAAAUUGUUCAACGGAGAUAACUCUGCUGCAAAUUAUGUAAGAUUUAAAUGUAGAGAAAUCGGCAGUCCUAGUUCCGGUACAACAUUGGGAACAAGUGGCUUAUGGGGCGACUUCGGUGCAUGGAGUGAGUAUUGUGCAGUGGGGUCAGCUAUCUGUGGCCUUAAAGUAAGGAUACAGCUUCCGCAAGGACUGAUCAUUGAUGACACUGCUCUCAACGAUGUUCAAUUCUUUUGUUGCAAAAAAUAA
This is a messenger RNA of Mytilus trossulus (common blue mussel), 535 nucleotides long. Its product is annotated as vitelline membrane outer layer protein 1 homolog. NCBI's taxonomy places the organism in Eukaryota, Metazoa, Mollusca, Bivalvia, Mytilida, Mytilidae. The record is from RefSeq and is a predicted model, not a curated record. The coding region runs from base 8 to 535 and encodes 175 amino acids. The transcript is spliced from 3 exons.